AUGGAAGAAGCUGCAGCUCUUGACGGACCUGCAGGCAUGCAACCUGACGGAGUCAUACAGACAAACUACGAUACUGUCGUCGAUAACUUUAACGACAUGAACCUGAAAGAUGGCCUUCUUAGAGGUAUUUACGCCUAUGGUUUUGAAAAACCGUCUGCGAUUCAACAAACGGCGAUCAUCCCUUGCAUAAAAAAAUAUGACGUUAUCGCCCAAGCCGAAUCGGGUAUUGGUAAAACAGGAACCUUCUCAAUUUCAAUCCUGCAGAACAUUGAGACCAAGAUAGAAGAGUGUCACUUUGAUUUUGGCUGCAACCUGAGAGCUGGCUCAACAGAUCCAGAAAGUGGUACAAAUGUCAGACAAGAUAUCAGGAAACUUGAAGCUGGUAGAGUAUAUGACAUGAUUAAACGUGGCGCCUUGAAAACAAGUCACAUCAAGAUGUUCAUACUGGAUGAGACUGAGCAACUGCUGUCUCAAGGGUUCUCAGAUCAAAUCCAAGAUAUUUUCAAAACCGUCAAUGCGGACGUUCAAGUUGUGAAUGAUGAAGAUGAUAUGGAAGGAGCUGCAGCUCUUGGCGGACCUGCAAGAAUGCAACCUGACGGAGUCAUACGGACAAACUACGAUACUGUCGUCGAUAACUUUGACGACAUGAACCUGUAA
This is a messenger RNA of Leptinotarsa decemlineata (Colorado potato beetle), 657 nucleotides long. RefSeq names its product eukaryotic initiation factor 4A-II-like. Lineage: Eukaryota; Metazoa; Arthropoda; Insecta; Coleoptera; Chrysomelidae. The record is from RefSeq and is a predicted model, not a curated record.